CGCUGCCGAGUCAACAUCAUUAACAGCCUAGUCAGCAUCCUUAGUACGAAAACCACCUUCAAUUCUUUUUAAAACCACUCUGGGGUGACAUUUAUCUGGUUUUGCAAAGUUCAGGGGGUUAUUUAUCCGGUUUCGGAGUUCAGGGGGGAUUUGGUCCAUCAGGAGAGAUUUCAGGGGGGAGAAAUAUACUUUCUUCCAAACAAAAACCCCUCAAGAAAAGAAGUAAACAAAACAGGCCUAAUGAUGGAAUCCAGACAGAGAACUGACCGCCGGCCAGAUCGAACAACCCACGCCGGCCGCCGCGGAGCUCGGGCAAAAUCCAGCCGUCAGGGAAGUAGGUCCCGCCAGGUCAAGCGACCAACAAACGCGAGGACCACCCGCGGUGCCAGAUCCGUUGGUGUACAUGCGGCCACAACGGGCUCGAGCCGAAGCCUCGAGGCGGCUCGGAGCACCUUCCACGGCAGCGCCGCCACCCCCCCCCCCCCCCCCCCCCCCCCCGGUACCCCUACCACUCACGCUUUCGACGACGAGUUCACUGCGUCGCCACCAACUCGGACCGCUGCCAUGGCCGCAUCGGCCUACCCAAGGCGGCCGGGCACGAGGAGGAAGACCCCGCCGUCACCAUCUACCGAGUGGGCUUUGACCGGCGGCAGUGAGGGAGCAAGACGAAGGAAGGAGCUCGGAGAGUGGCGGCUAGGGUUCGCCAACCAAGUCGCCUAACGAGUCUGAAUAUAUAAGCACACUUUUUAUGUCAAUAAUUGUAAGUUUCAAAGGCAACUAAGCAUUUUUAUCGAUCUUUUUUUUGCGGCAAACGCAUUUCUGUCCAUCGGGUCAAUGGGGGUGAUUAUUGGUGAGCCAAAAUUGUCGACGGAAGCAACGGGGAUGUUGCAGUGGAUUCAUACCAUCUUUACAAGGAAGAUGUGCGCCUCAUGAAAGAUAUGGGAAUGGAUGCAUACAGGUUCUCCAUAUCAUGGACAAGGAUUCUUCCAGAUGGGACUCUGAGAGGUGGAGUGAACAGAGAAGGCGUCGAGUACUACAACAACUUGAUUAAUGAGCUAUUAUCCAGAGGGGUGCAACCAUUUGUGACCCUUUUUCACUGGGAUUCACCUCAGGCAUUAGAAGAUAAAUACGGAGGGUUUCUUAACCCUAAUAUCAUAAACGACUAUAAGGAUUACGCUGAAGUCUGCUUCAGGGAGUUCGGGGACCGAGUGAAGCACUGGAUCACAUUCAAUGAGCCCUGGGCCGUGAGCGUUGCGGGCUAUGCAAUGGGCGUGCUUGCGCCAGGUAGGUGCUCGCCCUGGGAGAUGGGGAAAUGCAGCGCUGGAGAUUCAGCAAGUGAGCCUUACACAGUAUCCCACCAUCAGCUACUCGCCCAUGCGGCGGCCGUCAAAUUAUACAGAAAGAAAUAUAAGGUCGUUCAAAAGGGGAAGAUUGGGAUAACUUUAGUCUCAGCCUGGUUUGUUCCCUUCUCCCAUUCAGACUCUGACAGUGAUGCAGCAAAGCGUGCUAUAGACUUCAUGUUUGGAUGGUUUAUGGACCCCCUAACCAGAGGAGACUACCCACUGAGCAUGAGAAGAAUGGUCAGAGAUCGCUUGCCGCGGUUCACCAAACAACAAUCUAAAUUGGUCAAGGGUGCAUUCGACUUCAUUGGUAUCAACUACUACACUGCAAACUAUGCUGAUAACCUUCCACCAUCAAAUGGCCUCAAGAGCUACAAUACAGAUGCCCGAGCUAAUCUUACCGGUUUUCGAAAUGGUGCCCCCAUAGGUCCUGAGACUGGUUUACCUUGGCUCUACGUCUACCCUCAAGGGUUACGUGAUCUGUUGCUUUAUGUCAAGGAGAAGUAUGGCAAUCCUACCAUCUACAUCACCGAAAAUGGCCUCGGUGAAACCACCACCAACACGAGCCUACCACUCGCGGAAGCACUGAAGGACGAUGCGAGGAUAGAGUACCACCACAUGCACCUUGUUGCCUUGUUGAGUGCGAUCAGGGACGGGGCAAACGUGAAGGGGUACUUCGCAUGGUCGCUGCUGGACAACUUCGAGUGGGCAACUGGGUACACGGUGCGCUUCGGGUUACACUUCGUGGACUAUGAUGAUGGGCGGAAGCGGUACCCCAAGCGCUCUGCUGGCUGGUUCAAGAGGUUCCUCAAGAGAUGAGCUCGUAAAAUUACUAAGUACUCCUGAAGCUAAAGCAGCGACAAAUAAUAUGGAUCAGAGGGAGUAGCAACCAGCAAGAAGAAUGUAGAUGAUUGCGUAGGUUUAUCUGUGUUUUGUUCUGUAAACUGUACCCCAAUGGUUCCUUCACUAUCAGUUUUUUUUGAGAGAGAAACGUUCUGUAUCAGCUGUUUUUAUGUUGUUGUUUUUUAUAAAAAAAAGGCUUUCACCCCGCUUUAUAAA
Messenger RNA from Aegilops tauschii subsp. strangulata, 2399 nucleotides. RefSeq names its product beta-glucosidase 12. Lineage: Eukaryota; Viridiplantae; Streptophyta; Magnoliopsida; Poales; Poaceae. Gene Ontology annotation, biological process: carbohydrate metabolic process. The record is from RefSeq and is a predicted model, not a curated record. Gene Ontology annotation, molecular function: beta-glucosidase activity.